CCGAGUCCCACAUGAGAAAUCUGAAUAACGGUCCACGGGGACUCGAGUUUUGAACUCAAAAUUAGGAUGUAGGACAUCAUCUUCAUCUGCAAUCUCUCUACUCGUCAUAGUACACCCUGAUCCUUUUUCUUUCUCUCUUCAAUCGCUUGAUCUAAUGAAGAAAAACAAAGAAACUAUUCAGUAAAUGAGAAAUUGAUCUUCAAAAAAAGAAAAUCCAAUGCCCGGGAAAGAAGUUACACUCAAAGCAACUAGUAAACCUGUUAAAUAUGUUUGCAGGAGGAAACGUGAAAAAUUAGGGAAUGAAAAUGAAAUUUCUGCCUGAAGGAGAAGUAGGGAAAGAAACUGUGAACCCUAUUGAAAGACCGAUGCUAGAAAAACUGACACCUGUUUUAUCUGCUCACAGGAGGAAAAUAGAAGUAUUUCUAGCAGAUUCUAGUGAUCCUUUUGUCCCAGUUGAACCUCCUGUAGAUUGGGAUACAAUCUCUAUUGAGGUACAGGAUACUGUACCUAACACUAAGCGACUCCGUCAUGAUGCAAAAUCUGAUAGUGAUCAUGAUAAUGGGGGUCUCCAACAACCAUUUCUUGGGAAUAAUCAGAUGAAUGAAGGUGAUGAUUCCUCGGUAGGCAGAGAUUCUUCUGCAGGAGAUAUUUCUUCUGGAGAACAACAGUUAUGUGAGGAUUGGACAAAAAUAGGGGUUCUUGAUUGUAACGUGAGUUAUGAAAUUUUUCGCUUAGCUGUAAUAUAAAUUUAUUAUGAUUAAAACAGUUUUGUUUUGCUUUAUUUGUUGUUUUAUUAUAAUGGGGGUCUCCAACAACCAUUUCUUCGGAAUAAUCAGAUGAAUGAAGGUGAUGAUUCCUUGGUAGGCAGAGAUUCUUCUGCAGGAGAUAUUUCUUCCGGAGAACAACAGUUAUGUGAGGGUUGGACAAAAAUAGGGGUUCUUGAUUGUAA
Papaver somniferum (opium poppy) is the source of this 949-nucleotide messenger RNA. RefSeq lists its product as uncharacterized. NCBI's taxonomy places the organism in Eukaryota, Viridiplantae, Streptophyta, Magnoliopsida, Ranunculales, Papaveraceae. The transcript is spliced from 3 exons. Bases 300 to 746 code for a protein of 148 amino acids. The record is from RefSeq and is a predicted model, not a curated record.